Striga hermonthica is the source of this 948-nucleotide messenger RNA. NCBI's taxonomy places the organism in Eukaryota, Viridiplantae, Streptophyta, Magnoliopsida, Lamiales, Orobanchaceae. The record is from the annotation of a GenBank genome assembly.
AUGGAGGAGCAUCAUCAUCAUCAUCAUCAUCAUCAUGAGGAAGUUGUGGAAGGAGGAAAGAGUGGAGGAGGGUAUGUGUGCAGGCAGAGCAGUAGCAGCAGUCGGUGGAGCCCGACGAGCGAGCAGAUUAGGAUCCUCAAGGAGCUUUACUACAACAACGGGGUGCGCUCCCCCAGCGCGGACCAGAUUCAGAGGAUCUCAGCCAAGCUCCGCCACUACGGGAAGAUCGAGGGCAAGAAUGUCUUCUACUGGUUUCAGAACCACAAGGCCCGUGAGCGCCAGAAGAAGCGCUUCACCGCCACCCAACACCAACACCCACUUCUCUACACCGCUAACCCACCUCUCAAUUUCCCUUCUUCUUCUUCUUCUUCUCCGUCUCCUGCGUUGCUCUCUCGACCAAAUUAUGGCUAUGGAGAAAACACCUUCCGGGAAUUUUCAAUCAACCCAAGCAGCAACAGUGCAAAUAUGGGGGGCGGCGGCGGCGGCGGCGGCGGCGGCGGGGGGCAUGGGCAUCAUCACCACAACUUGAAAUGGAUAGGUCAUGUUGAUUAUCCCUACUACUCCACUUCUUCGGCCUACCCUUUUCUCGAGAACCCAAAAGGAAAUUAUACGGCUGCCCUCCAAACCCUAGAAGAACAUGAUCAUGAUCAUGAUGAUGAAGAAGAAGAAGAACAUGAGGAGAGAGAAACCCUUCCCCUCUUCCCGAUGCACGGCGACAUCAUCAAGCACUCCCACUCCCACUCCCAGGAAAUUAAUUAUGAUUAUUAUAACAAUAAUUAUAAUUAUAUCAAUAAUAAUAAUUACUUGAUGAGUGCUGCAGCAGCAGGGUGGCACCACCAACAGCGCCGCCCGGAAGAUACCAUUGCCGCCGCUGCUGCCGCCUCAAGGACUACUUCGCUGGAGCUCACCCUCAACUCCUACGCCGCCAGAUUCCCCACCACCUCUUAA